Daldinia vernicosa is the source of this 2296-nucleotide messenger RNA. Its product is annotated as acyl-CoA N-acyltransferase. The record is from RefSeq and is a predicted model, not a curated record. Gene Ontology annotation, molecular function: histone acetyltransferase activity. The transcript is spliced from 2 exons. Gene Ontology annotation, biological process: regulation of DNA-templated transcription. NCBI's taxonomy places the organism in Eukaryota, Fungi, Ascomycota, Sordariomycetes, Xylariales, Hypoxylaceae. The coding region runs from base 77 to 2098 and encodes 673 amino acids.
GGUAUUUUCAAUUUACAGGAUAUGUGUUUAAGACAUUUUAUAUAAGUCUUCCUUCCAAAGAACUAGUCAAUCAAAAAUGGCGCCUCAGAAGCGCAAGAGAUCGCACGAUGCCGAACCGGAGUUACCGCGUCGCGCGACCAGACAACAUCCUGCGCCCAAUAGCGACGAACACCUACUACGAAGCGGUCGUGUGCGUGCUGGUUCUAUCAAUAAGCCUCACAUGUUACCACAUACAGACAAAAUAUUAGAAAAAAACGGGGAGGUUAAGAGAAGAGUAGGGAGGCCACCUAGCAAACAAGACAGCGUCACAACAACUAGACACGCCACGGCGGACAAUAUAUCAAAAGAAAAUAUACAACCUAAUAAUAGUUAUGAAGAGGAAGUGGAAGUGGGAGGGGAAGAGGAAGAGCAAUAUGAUGAUAGAAUAAAUGAACUAGUAGUUAAGUCUCUGGAGCAUCCACGUCCACGUCCACGGCAUAAAGAAAAGAAAGCGACGACGAGACAACCGACUACAAGUUCAUCCCCUCCACAAACCCGACUUGCACCCCCCAAGCCGACAUUACCGCGAAAGCAACAGCAGCAACAAAUCCUAAAUCAAAUAAAUACACAUACAAAACCACCAAAACCACUCGUGACAUCGACGCCAAAGCGCCCUACUACCUCCGACAAGCCGCCAAAGCCUCCUCCCACACCACGCUCAGAUCGCAACAUCGAUAAGGUCGUAUUGGGUAACAUCUGUUUCAAGGCGUGGUACCCCUCCUUCUAUGGCAAGGAGGUGCUAGGCGACAUAUCAAAUAAUACCAAUUCAGGCGGCAAGGAUGGCAAAGACGGCGGCGGCGGGAAGAUGGGAGGCAGGAUAGGUGGUAGCAAGAGACAACCACCGCCUAUGCUCGAACGAUUGUAUGUCUGCCCGUGCUGCUUUAAAUAUAGUAGGGAACUGGUCGCGUGGUGGGAGCAUGUUAGGUGCUGCGAGAAGACGUUCGAGAUGCCUGGGCGGAAGGUGUAUACACAUCCCAGGGGCUUAUUAAGGACGCGGACGGUGAAGAUCCCUUCGGCAUUCUCUAGUGCUACCACGGCUGCGACCGCAGAGGUAGUUGGAAAGGGUAGGGGGAGAAAGAAGAGCGACGGAGGUGCAGGUGCGCCGAUGGCGAUGGCGAUGGCGGAAGAAGUGGUUAGUGAUGACGGCGAGUGGAGUGUGUGGGAAGUUGACGGGGAGAAAGAUAGGCUAUUCUGUCAGAAUCUGUCCCUAUUCGCGAAGCUAUUCCUAGAUAACAAAUCGGUCUUCUUCGACGUGACGGGGUUCAACUACUUUCUUCUCGUCUAUACGCCCCCGCCAACUCCCGACUCACAACCGUCUCCUUCUCUCGCCCCUAUGCCUACCGAUGUAAUCCCAAACUCCCAAUCAUCUGCAACAACUCUUUCUAGUACUUCCCAACAUACCCCAACGUCGCAGACGAGACCGCAGGUAGUGGGCUUCUUCUCCAAGGAGAAAUUGUCCUGGGAUAACAACAACCUGGCGUGUAUCCUAGUGUUCCCGCCGUGGCAGCGCAAGGGUCUGGGUGCCCUGCUCAUGGGUGUAUCGUACGAGAUCUCCCGGCGUGAGGGUAUUCUGGGCGGGCCUGAGAAGCCUAUAUCUGAACUUGGUAGAAAAGGGUAUAAGCAAUUCUGGGCGGGCGAGAUUGCGCGGUGGCUUCUAGAGCUCAAAAUACCGGGUGGGCGAGAGGGGGACGAUACAGAAGGCGAGAGAGAGACGGUAAUCACGGUCGAAGAAGUGUCCAAGGCCACGUGGAUCGUGCCCGAGGAUUGCCUCGCCAUACUCCGAGAGAUGGGCGUCGUAGAAGAUGCGGGUCCCAAUCCCGCCGAGAUAACCACGGCUAACGGGUCAACCGAACGGCGCGGUGGUAGCGUCAGCGACGGAGGAGAUGUUGAAACAACAGAAGAGGCGAAGACGGUUCCCCGCGUAAGGCUCGAUAGGGAAGCUAUCAGGCGCUGGGUUGACGCGAAUAAGAUCGACCUCACUAAGGCGUGCGACCCGGACGGCUUCGUCGAGGGGUACGCGGUUAGGGAGGGAGAGAGCGAGGAAGUGGAUGAAGAGUAGGAGGAGAGCAAUGGAGAAAGAGAAGAGAAGAGAUGGAUGGAAAUAUAUAAGAUACCCCUGUGUUUUGCUAUGUUUUGUCUUUUAAGAGAAUAAUCGUCGACGUGUUCGCUUGAGGUGCAAAAUCACGUACACUUAAACGAAGAGCUUGACAGAAUAUAGUUCUCUUAAAGAGGUGUUUAAAUUAUAACCUUCAAAGUA